Messenger RNA from Otolemur garnettii (small-eared galago), 1389 nucleotides. It is a transcript of the gene FAM227A, whose product is annotated as family with sequence similarity 227 member A. NCBI's taxonomy places the organism in Eukaryota, Metazoa, Chordata, Mammalia, Primates, Galagidae. The record is from RefSeq and is a predicted model, not a curated record. The transcript has 13 exons. The coding region runs from base 13 to 1389 and encodes 458 amino acids.
UAUUUCAGGAAGAUGGAGAUCAUCAAUGUCAAUGCCUUACCAAUUAUACCCUUGGAUGACCCGCUGACCAUCUCUUGUAUUGCGCGGAAGACAAAGGGGGGAGCUGUGAGGAAGAGCUUAGAGGACAAUCCACCCUCAUGCAUUAUUGGCUCCAUUCACCAGGUGAACCAAAAGAUUGGGGAAAUAGACCUGACUUUCAACCCCAUGGCCAAUAGCCUGGCAAUUGAGAAAUUUGAGUUGGAGAAGAAGGCGUUAAGAAAGAAAAAUUAUGGCAGCCCAGGAGACAGAGUCCCAAAAUCACAGCAUUACUGCCAACUCUCAGAAUUCAAGAUCGCCAGAUCUCACAUUAUAAAACGGUCUUUCUGUUCGGAGAAAGAAUUAGGGAAGUUUCUUUCUUCUCCUGCUCCAAGAGCCAUGUGGCUGGAUAGCUUUUGGUGGAUAUUCCACGAACGGUACCAGCCAAACAAGGAGGUCCAGGAUGAGCUGUUUGACCGGAUAGCUCAGGGAUACGCCUGCCUUUUACUUAAUACUCAGAGGUCCCACUAUGAAGAGGCCCUCUUAAAAAGCCUGCCGUCACUUCUGAGCAAAGGCCUGUACACCAGCUUCUGCUGCUGCUUCCCGCAGUCCUGGUUCAACACACAUGAAUUCAAGUUUGCCAUUUGUAGCACCAUGAGCCUGUGGAUUGCAGGUAUAUGUCCUUGCCUACAGAGCUAUAACAAUUGGGACUACUCAGAACUAGAUCCAGAGCGAUUCCGGACAGAAGAGUUACUGUUACAGAGGAAAAAAAUGAUGAAGAAGCCUACCCUGGUCUUGAGAAAAGCUACACAACAAGUCAAGAGGAUAUCAGCAGCAAGAGAAUAUGAGAUGUUUCAUAAAAGUUCUUGCCCUGCCUGUAAGAUCCCUCCGCUGACUACGAACUUAUUCAAUGUUUAUGGGAAGAGCCCUUUGAUUGUGUAUUUUCUUCAAAACUAUUCCCAUCUGCAGCUGUCUGGUGAGGACAUGUUGGUAAUCAGGAGGGAACAGACCAAGAGCAUCCCUGAGUCCACCCUGACAUUUGAUAACGUCAUCAGCCUAACCCUGAGCAGCAUGAGGAAUCGAAGGAACAAGUUUAAUAAAUUGUACCAGCUUCACUGGAAUGAAUGGACUUACUUUGAUGACUACCUAAAGAAAGUACAAAACAACUUCUUCAGGGAGGUGAAGAAUAUUGAUCAAAGAGAAGCAGAAAUGCAAAAGGAAAACCAGAUGUUCCUCCCCGGACCAUCGGCAUUGGGCGUCAAUGAGGAAUUUCUUGAAAAGAAACUGAAGGAAGGAAAAGUUGGAGAGGGAAAGAGAAGAGAAACAGAAGUUAAUUUCUCCCCUCCCAUAUCCAGACUGCAAAUUCUGCUAUAA